CUCUUGAUUCAUCCGUGUUGAGCGGCGCCGGAAGUGACCGGCGGCGUUGCGUUAGCAGCUCGCGCUAACCGGACCGGGACCGGCGUAACCGAUAGAAGAGCCGAAACAUCAGGAUCACAGCCGGUGCUGUCUCUGCGCCCUUCCUGUGACAGAACCUGCACUUUAUCUGUGAGUAUCGGUUUGAAUUCAGGAAGUGCAGUGUGUUUGGGGACGUGGCUUGUGUUUGAGGGGUGUGGUCUAUGUCCGAGGGGGGCGUGUUUUUCUAACUUGCGACUAAUAGAACAGGUGUUUUGCCAUCCUGCUGUGGCUGUGUGGGUGGGGUAGUGGGCGGAGUCAGGCUCAGACUCAGGCUGUGAUUGGCUGAGGGUGAUGAGUGGGCUGAUAGGGCCACAUGGGAGGCGGGACAGGGGGUGUGACCAUGGGCGGGGCAUGGAUUCGCCAUGCUGGUUUGCCCCCAGUGCACUGAGGCGUCUGGUCGAGCUGCCGGUGCCAGUUCUAUCCCGUCACCAGCUUAAGCGUUUGGAGGAGCAUCGCUACAGCAGCUCCGGUCGCUCCCUGCUCGAACCCGUCAUGCAGCGCUACUGGGAGUGGCUCGUUCACAAGAUGCCGCCCUGGAUUGCACCUAACCUCAUUACCAUCUUAGGCCUGGCAACCAACAUUUUCACCACGCUGGUGCUGGUGUAUUACUGCCCCACUGCCACCGAACAGGCUCCUCUCUGGGCGUAUCUUCUGUGUGCGGUCGGUCUGUUUGUUUAUCAGUCGUUGGACGCUAUUGAUGGAAAACAGGCCAGACGCACUAACAGCAGUUCACCACUGGGGGAGCUGUUUGACCACGGCUGCGAUUCGCUAUCUACAGUGUUUGUGGUGUUGGGCACCAGUGUAGCGGUGCAGUUGGGCACUCACCCUGACUGGAUGUUUUUCUGCUGUUUUGCGGGCAUGUUUAUGUUUUAUUGUGCCCACUGGCAGACAUAUGUCUCCGGUACACUGCGCUUCGGCAUUAUUGAUGUGACAGAAGUGCAGAUCUUCAUAAUUCUCAUGUAUGUUCUGGCUGCUGUGGGCGGAUCGGCUUUCUGGCAGUCUCCGAUUCCCGUAAUAAACAUCCAAAUGAAAAUAAUUCCAGCCCUUUGCACAUUUAUUGGGGUUGUAUUUUCAUGUACCAAUUACUUCAGAAUCAUACUUACUGGCGGCGUGGGAAAAAACGGAUCCACUAUAGCGGGUACGAGUGUAUUAUCUCCCGUCCUACACAUCGGCUCUGUGAUCGUUCUCGCCAUGAUGAUUUAUAAAAAAUCAGCCGUCCAGCUGUUUGAGAAGCACCCCUGUCUGUAUAUUCUGGCCUUCGGCUUCGUAUCGGCCAAAAUCACCAAUAAAUUAGUGGUGGCUCAUAUGACGAAGAGUGAGAUGCAUCUCCACGACGUGGCGUUUCUCGGGCCCGGGCUCUUAUUCCUCGAUCAGUAUUUCAACAGUUUUAUCGAUGAGUAUCUGGUGUUGUGGAUUUCUCUGGUUCUGUCUCUCUUCGAUCUGGUGCGGUACUGUGUCAGCAUCUGUAACGAGAUCGCCUCUCAUCUGCACAUCUGCGUCUUUAAAAUCAAACCACAGAGCACAGCGCCUGUCGAGUGACCUUUGACCUCCGCAGGAAACAGCGGUUUGAUUAAUACCUGGGCGGUUUCAUCUUUUUUUUUUCCUGCACUUUCAACUCUUCUGAGUCUAAACGACAACAAACGAAUCAUUACGAUUCUGCACUUAGACCGAUGCAGUGUGUCAUCUCCAUGAACAAAUGAACGAAUGAAUGAAUGAUCUUUCAUCCCCCGUCACUUUUCUUUAGAUGAUUAUUAUUUUAAGAAAAUAACAAGAGAUUGAAAAUGUUUAAAUGCAGAUGAAAUGUAACUUCAUCACUAUCAUAAUUUGUGCUGCUGCUAAUAAUGAUGAUUUGCGCUCAUUCUAGGCGAAAGAAAGUUCGUUUUCUCUGUCGUUUUGUGCGUCUCUCAGCUCGAUCUAAACCUAAUUUAUAUCAAAUAAUCGGGACAUAUUUUGGAUUGGUUUGUCGACCGAAGUUUCAGUUUUCAAGCACAGAUAUCCUCGUCUCUUCAGCUCGUUUGCAUGAUCAUUGAUCAUUGAGGAAGUGCCUCUAGAGUGAAUCUCACGAAAAAAUAAAAAUGAUCAAAUUAUAUUCGGUGUCAAGACAGCUUAUUGUCCAGAUUUGUACGUAUGAUAUUCAAAACAUUGGAAUGUACCGUGAUGUAUACUUAUAUUAACACUGUACGAUCAGGUUGUAUUUGUUAACAUUAGUGAAUAUAUUAAGUAUCAUGAACUAACAAUGAACAAUUAUUAUUUACAGCAGUUAUUAAUCUUGUUGCAUGUUAAUUCAUAACAAAUACUAUUUUCCAUUGUUGAUAUUAACAUUGAAGCGUGUUUAAUAAGUGCUGUAAAAGUAUUGCUCAUGUUAACUAACGAAUACAGUGUUAAUAUUUAAAUGAUAUAUUGUUAAUAUUACUGUUUACAUCUUGAUUUUUGGAUUAGUUUCGUGAAAUUCACUCUUAUAUUUGCAUCACUCUGCCUGAAUUGUUUAAAUUGAAAACGCCAAGAAUCAUCGUGUUCUUCAGUGUUUGUGUCAGACUGCAGACAUGGCACAUGAUUAUUCACUAGUUGUACAUGUGAUUGAGAGGAACUCUAGUAGAUGACUUUUAUACCCAAAGUAUCUAUAUGUGGAGAAAUAAAUGUGAGAACGGGAAUUGUGUUACGCUGAUCUAAUUAUUUCAUGCAUGUAAACAGUUGCCUUAAAUAUUGAGAAUUGGUUGUCGAGAAAUAUGUUCAUCUUUGCAUGUUGUUCUGGGAUAAUGCCAAUGAAAUGACGUAAUCGAUCUUAAUUAGUAAUAACAGCUCAAUGCUGCCACCCCAAAAAACAAAUGUUUAAAGUUUGUAUAACCAGACCAUUUUACCAUGAGAAGAAUUCAUGUUAUUUUAUUUACAAAUAACUUUAAUAUUCCAUGUGCUCAUGAGUUUGUGUUUUAUUGCUACAAUCGUGAGCUUCUCGUGUAAUUCUGGCUUCAGACAUCUUCUUUUAAAGGUUCUCAAUCGUUGUUGAAUGCAGUAUGAUGAAGAUGAAGUAUGUGUAUGAAAUGUUGUUUACUCGCACUUAAAAUCUUUGAUUAUUUUUGUUAGUUUUUGCGUGUUGCCAAAUCCUCAAGACAGCAGAUUUAAGCACUUAUUAAAUCUCGCAGAUGCUAACGUCCAGCGUUUAUUUGUAUGAUUUUCAUUGAUCGGGUUGGUCAGUUUCUCCCCUCAUGAUUUCAGUGAUGUAAACUGCCUCUUUCUGACUUAAAACUGUUGCUUUGACUGUAACAUUUUCAGAUUUUUGAAUAAAAGCACCUGUAAAAUAAAGAUUGUUAUAUUUAUGAUAA
Molecule: messenger RNA, 3398 nt
Organism: Myxocyprinus asiaticus (Chinese sucker)
Lineage: Eukaryota; Metazoa; Chordata; Actinopteri; Cypriniformes; Catostomidae
Product: choline/ethanolaminephosphotransferase 1-like
Exons: 10
Coding region: 370-1617 (415 amino acids)
Biological process (GO): phosphatidylethanolamine biosynthetic process
Cellular component (GO): Golgi apparatus; endoplasmic reticulum membrane
Molecular function (GO): diacylglycerol cholinephosphotransferase activity; ethanolaminephosphotransferase activity
Source: RefSeq, a predicted model, not a curated record